AUGUCAUUUGUGUCUGCUUGGGAGAAAAUCGGCGUCGGUGAAUACGAAUGGCUCAGCUACCCCAGCUCUACAACUCCAGCUCAACUACCUCAGCUCUACAACUCCAGCUCAUCAACCCCAGCUCUACAACUCCAGCUCAACUACCCCAGCUCUACAACUCCAGCUCAUCAACCCCAGCUCUACAACUCCAGCUCAACUACCCCAUCUCUACAACUCCAGCUCAACUACCCCAGCUCUACAACUCCAGCUCAACUACCCCAGCUCUACAACUCCAGCUCAACUACCCCAGCUCUACAACUCCAGCUCAACUACCCCAGCUCUACAACUCCAGCUCAACUACCCCAGCUCUACAACUCCAGCUCAACUACCCCAGCUCUACAACUCCAGCUCAUCAACCCCAGCUCUACAACUCCAGCUCAACUACCCCAGCUCUACAACUCCAGCUCAACUACCCCAGCUCUACAACUCCAGCUCAUCAACCCCAGCUCUACAACUCCAGCUCAACUACCCCAGCUCUACAACUCCAGCUCAACUACCCCAGCUCUACAACUCCAGCUCAACUACCCCAGCUCUACAACUCCAGCUCAACUACCCCAGCUCUACAACUCCAGCUCAACUACCCCAGCUCUACAACUCCAGCUCAACUACCCCAGCUCUACAACUCCAGCUCAACUACCCCAGCUCUACAACUCCAGCUCAUCAACCCCAGCUCUACAACUCCAGCUCAACUACCCCAGCUCUACAACUCCAGCUCAACUACCCCAGCUCUACAACUCCAGCUCAACUACCCCAGCUCUACAACUCCAGCUCAUCAACCCCAGCUCUACAACUCCAGCUCAACUACCCCAGCUCUACAACUCCAGUUCUACAAUCCCAGCUCAUCAAACCCAGCUCUACAACCCCAGCUCAACUACUCCAGCGCAUUAA
Bacillus rossius redtenbacheri is the source of this 927-nucleotide messenger RNA. Its product is annotated as glutamate--tRNA ligase-like. The record is from RefSeq and is a predicted model, not a curated record. The transcript is spliced from 2 exons. NCBI's taxonomy places the organism in Eukaryota, Metazoa, Arthropoda, Insecta, Phasmatodea, Bacillidae. The coding region runs from base 1 to 927 and encodes 308 amino acids.